This is a messenger RNA of Penicillium verhagenii, 4674 nucleotides long. RefSeq names its product oligomycin resistance ATP-dependent permease yor1. Lineage: Eukaryota; Fungi; Ascomycota; Eurotiomycetes; Eurotiales; Aspergillaceae. The transcript has 2 exons. Gene Ontology annotation, cellular component: membrane. The record is from RefSeq and is a predicted model, not a curated record. Bases 1 to 4674 code for a protein of 1557 amino acids. Gene Ontology annotation, molecular function: ATP hydrolysis activity; ATP binding; ABC-type transporter activity. Gene Ontology annotation, biological process: transmembrane transport.
AUGCCGUUGCCCAACCCCGAUGCUGAGUUGGCCAGCCAAGAGACUCGACCCUCGCAUCACUCGUCACACAAGAAAGUCGCGCCUGUGCCUGCAGAGCGACAAAUAUCUCCCGAGUAUACAGCAGGAUUUAUCAGUAGAUGGACGUUUAGUUGGAUGGGGGAUUUGAUGUCGACUGGCUUCCGUCGUCCCCUAAAGAUCAAUGAUAUUCCACUCCUCAAUCCCAACAGAAGUGUACAAAAGCACAGCAUCAUCUUUGACGCUCACUUCAAGGAGGCAAAGGCAUCGGCCGACGUCAAACACCCACUUUUUACCGCCUUGCACAAGACUUUCGCUCGCGAGUUCUGGAUUGGCGGUCUAUGCCGUCUGUUUGCCGACCUCUUUACCGUUGGAAACCCCUAUACACUGCGCUACCUGAUCGAAUGGGUUCAGAACAGCUAUUACGCCGGCCUUCCGGGAGCCACAGUGAAGAAUCCGGAACUCACCAGGGGAGUCGGAUUGUUGGUCGGCAUUAUCUGCAUGCAAAUCCUGCUCAGCUCAUGCCAAAACCACUUUCUAUAUCGCGGAACUAUGGUUGGUGGACAAGUCAGGGCAGUCUUGACCAAUAAGAUUCAAGAGAAGAGUUUGAGAAUCUCCGAGCGAGCUAGAGCUGGUGGCUCAGCUGAGCUUGUAACCGGAAGCUCCGAAGAAACGCUACAGGAAGUUGACUUGAAUGAGAAACCUGGCGACGAAAAGUCUGACAAGUCUUCUGGGAACGCCAAAGCUGACGAGUCCGAGGCCGGCUGGUCCAAUGGUCGUGUCGUCAACCUUGUAUCCAUGGAUGCUCAUCGAAUUGAUGGGGGUAUCAGCAUGAUUCACGUUGUGUGGACCUCGCCACUAAUUAUCUUCGUCUGCAUGGCCUUGCUCAUUGUGAAUCUUCGCCAGUCAGCGGUGGCCGGUUUCGGAGUUCUGAUUGUCGCCAUGUUCUUCCUCGUCGUGGCUGUGAAAGCGCUAUUCGCCCGUCGACAGGUGAUGAAUAUGUCUACUGACGUCCGAGUUGGCCUAACACAAGAGGUCCUUCAGUCCAUUCGUCUGGUCAAAUACUUCAGCUGGGAGGAAAGCUUCGUUGAUCGCUUGAUAAAGCUCAGAGCUGAUGAGACACGCCAGCUGCAAAGUUUCAACCUGAUUCUCAACUUUGUCACCUCCCUAGGACAAAGUCUGCCUGUUCUGGCCUGCAUGAUCAGCUUCGUCACGUACGCAUGUGUUCACGAGGGAGGACUCGAUGUUGCUAUCGUUUUCUCAAGUGUCGCUCUAUUCAGUUCUCUCCUCACACCUACCGCGUUCCUGCCUGCGUGUCUUGGUCAUGCGUCCGACGCAUGGGCCAGUAUGACAAGAAUUGAAGAGUAUCUCCUAGCAGAGGAGACCGAGGACCUGGACGUCGAUGAGAACAUGAGAGAUGCGGUCCGACUUGAAAAGACCGAAUUCACCUGGGAGAAGGGGUUGGCUAACCGAACCGCGGGCUUGAGCGAAGAGGAGGAAGAGAACCCACAACAAGACCGCCAUUCCCUUGCCGCUCUAAGAGCAAGCAGAAUGUUCCACGAUGGAGAAAUAAAUCACUACAACAACCGGGACUCAUUGUCAGCACUGAGAGCAAGCAGAAUGUUCCAUGAUGUUGAGUAUGACACUGAAGGUUUUGCAUUGCCUACCUUUGACUGGGAAGAAGGUGCGCUUGCAGGUCCCUCGUCCCGGUGGGACAGACCUACAUCAUUUAUGCCUCCUUCAUACGGAUUUGAACGACCAACGUCGUUCAUGAUGCCUUCACUCUCGCGAGAUAGAUCCAACACCACCAACUCAAGGGAGCGACCUCUUUCAACGGCAAGACCUAGAUCAAUUGUACGACCCAUGUCAACUUGGUUCCGGCCCGAGUCAACCAUCCGACCGAAAUCGACCAUCCGACCUAUGUCCACAUGGUUCAAUCGACCUUCUUCAACUUUAAAGCACCCACUUGAAAGAGAGGGAUCUGAUAAUAUGCCCUCCAUGCGAUGGGAAGAUGGUGCAAAGUCAACCGAAAAGGGGUCCAAGGAGCGACCCGUGUCUGGUCUCCCAUCAACGAGCCCACCCUCCUAUGAGGAGUCCGCAUCAUCAGUUACUUUGGCCGAGGAAGAGCCUGUUCUGGCUCCAUUCUCAAUUCCUGCUAUCUCUCUCAGUAUCCGUCGCGGUGAACUUCUUGCAGUUAUUGGCGGUAUUGGAAGCGGAAAGUCAUCCCUUCUAUCUGCUUUGGCUGGUGACAUGCGCAAGGUACAGGGAACUCUCAAGUUUCACUCAGAUCGGGCGUUCUGUCCACAGACAGCAUGGAUCCAGAAUGCCACUGUGCGCGACAAUAUUAUUUUUGGUGCGCCCUUUGAUCCCGAGUGGUACGACAAAGUAAUCACCGCUUGCCAGCUCCGUCGUGAUCUUCAAAUUCUUUCCAACGGCGAUGCUACUGAAAUCGGAGAGCGAGGUAUCAACGUCAGCGGUGGACAAAAGCAGAGAAUUAGCUUGGCUCGAGCCAUGUAUUCUAAUGCCGAUAUCCUGUUGUUGGAUGAUCCGCUCAGCGCUGUUGAUCCUUAUGUCGGACAAGCCAUCUUCGACGAGGCAAUUUGCGGAGCACUUGGACGCAAAACAAGAAUUCUCGCAACUCACCAAGCCCACGUCCUGAGUCGCUGCGAUCGAAUUCUCUGGCUCGAUGAUGGAAAGAUCAAGGCCUUGGGUAGCUUUGCGAAACUGAAAAAGAAAUACCCCGACUUCGCUGCUCUGGUCAAGGAAGCAGAAGGCAACCGAGAUAAAGCGACAAAGAAGGAUGCCGAUAAGGACGCCGAAAAAGAUGCCGAAAAGCCUGCAGAAGAGACUACCACAGUCAGCAAACUGGCUGGGGAUGAUAGCAUGCCUGAGCUUAUGCAAUCUGAGGACGAUGUCAAUGGCGGCAUUUCUUGGGAUGUCUACACAUCUUAUCUUGCCUGUUCUCAGAGUCCCAUCGCUAUCAUGUUGGCCAUUCCACUUCUUUGCAUGGCACAGGGCAGCGCCAUUCUCUGUGGUAUGUGGCUUGCAUGGUGGGCAUCUGACAGAUUUGGCUUCGAGCGAAACACUUAUAUUGGUAUCUACGUCGCCCUCGGUCUGGGCCAAGCACUCUGCCUCUAUCUAUUCGGUCUUUGCAUUUCAAUCCUUUGUACCAGCGCCAGCAACGUCAUGCUUGACAAAGCGACCGCAAAGAUCAUGCACGCUCCAGUUUGGUUCUUCGAUACUACACCUUUGGGCCGCAUUGUCAAUCGCUUCUCUAAGGAUGUCUAUGUGAUGGAUGAUGCCCUCCCAGAGUCGCUGAGACUGUUCAUGGUCGGAACUGCUAUGGUUCUGGGUAUUCUUUCUCUCAUUGUGGCUGAGUUCCAUUGGUUUGGAAUUGCUCUUAUCCCUUGCAGUGCCAUCUUCUUUUUCUCUGCCUUCUACUAUCGUGCCUCUGCGCGUGAGCUCAAGCGCCAUGAGUCUGUUCUGCGAGGCGUUGUUCUCGCCCGCUUUACCGAAACUCUUUCCGGAGUGAGCACUAUUCGCACAUACUCGAUGCAAAAUCAAUUCUCCUCCAACCUGCAGCGUGCCAUCGAUGAUAUGAACAGUGCCAACUUCUUGACAUCUGCUAACCAGCGAUGGCUGGGCCUGCGUCUGGACUUCGUCGGUGUACUUUUGAUCGUCACAGCAGGAGUCCUCGUUGUAAUCCAACGAUCUACUCAGAAUCCAGCUAUUUCCGGCGUCGUGCUCAGUUACUCCCUCGGCGCUGCGCAGGUUCUGCAAUUCAUCAUUCGCCAAUGGGCCAAUGUGGAAAAUGCCAUGAAUGCCACCGAGCGGAUCCACGCUUAUGGCCCCGGUGACACCCUCCCUAUCGAGGGUAACAACGAUACUCCUCCCGUCGCUGCUCCAGAAUCCUGGCCCGAGCAAGGAGGCAUCACCUUCGGAGCUGUUCACAUGCGCUACCGUGAAGGACUUCCCGAGGUCCUUCGUGGAUUGACUCUUUCCAUUAAGCCAGGUGAGCACGUCGCCAUCGUCGGACGUACGGGUGCCGGAAAAUCUUCGCUCAUCGGUGCACUGUUCCGGACGUGUGAGCUCUCUGGCGGCUGCAUCACAAUUGACGGUGUUGAUAUUUCAACCCUUCCACUGAGAGAGCUCCGCUCUCGUCUUUCCAUUCAGCCCCAAGAAUCAGUUCUCUUCCGCGGUACUAUACGCACCAACCUUGACCCUUUGAAUGAACACACCGACGAAGAACUCUGGCUCGCCCUUCGCGGGGCCUGGCUGGCUGAUACAAUGCAACUAGAUGACACCGUUGAGGAAGAAGGAACCAACUUCUCUCACGGAACACGUCAGCAGCUUGGUCUAGCUCGUCUUCUUGUUAGGAACAGCAAAGUCGUUGUAUGUGACGAGGCAACCUCAAGUGUGGAUCUGGAGACAGAUGAAAAGAUUCAGCGAACUAUGGUAGAAGCGUUCAAGGGCAAGACUGUGAUUACGGUGGCGCACCGUAUUCGAACGAUUAUCAAUUAUGACAGAGUCUGUGUGAUGGACAAGGGAGUUAUCGCAGAGUUGGGAACGCCGAGUGAACUGUGGGAUCUGGGCGGUGUGUUUAGAGGAAUGUGUGAGACCAGUGGUAUUUCCGAAGAAGAACUGCAGCGAUUUAUUUGA